Zeugodacus cucurbitae (melon fly) is the source of this 5463-nucleotide messenger RNA. RefSeq names its product zinc finger FYVE domain-containing protein 9 (gene Sara). The transcript is spliced from 10 exons. Gene Ontology annotation, molecular function: metal ion binding. Gene Ontology annotation, cellular component: early endosome membrane. Gene Ontology annotation, biological process: endosomal transport. NCBI's taxonomy places the organism in Eukaryota, Metazoa, Arthropoda, Insecta, Diptera, Tephritidae. Bases 190 to 4836 code for a protein of 1548 amino acids. The record is from RefSeq and is a predicted model, not a curated record.
UGCAUUAUUCCAUACUAUUUUUAAGUAUUUUAAUUUGCAACCCCGAUCUUUAUCUGCAGAUACAAGUGCACUUUUUUGUUUAAUAUCAUUCAGAUUUAGAAAUUAAUUUGCUACGCGAAAUUCAUCAGCUGAAAGUAAAUCUUUUUAAAAUUUGAAGGGUUAAAUGGCAACAGCGACCUUAACAUUGAAAUGGAUCUAGUGGAUAUAGACCAAGUUUUGGACAAUUUGGAAUUGCGGGAGGCCGCAGAUGAACACAAUAGGACUAAAUCCGCUGAGAUUACGACGAUAGCACAAAAUGCUGCCGAAUCGUCUAACCAUUUAUCUAAAGGGGAUAAUGGAAGUGCAGUGGUUAAUUUAAAUACCUCUACUCAAAAAAGUGGAUUUGUAGGUGUCUCCCAGGUGUUUAACAGUUUAGACGACUAUCAAAAAAAUGUAGAAUCACUGGAAACUGCACCGGCACAGCGGUAUGAUGAAGAGUGUCGUCUGAUAUCAGACGUAGCAACGCCGAAACCAUCCGUAGAAAACAUUUCAAAUGAAAAUGAGUUGGCGGAUGCAGCGGUUUCGGACACUAUAGAGUCAGAACAAUUGAAAGAAAAUACAUUAAAUAAUGAUAUGGUUGUGAAAACAAUAGAUGCGCGAAGUGAUAGUAGCAUAGAAUUGGCGCAUAACAAAGUGUACGUAGUUGAUGCAGAAGAUGAAGAAGAAGCAAGUGACGACAUACACAAAUUUACUGAAGAUAGUAGACAUAUUCGUAGAAUCGGUUAUGAAGAAAACGAAGUGACUGAUAACAGCCCACUUUCGUCAGACUCUUUGACAACUUCAUCAUCAUCGACAUUCUCGUCAGGUCCAUCUCCUGGCAUUGUUUCUACAACUGACGAGCACUCAGCGCCACUAACCCCAGACGAAGAAUGCGCAAAUGGAGAACGAGAUGCGUUAUUGCCUGUACAACCAAUUGUUACUGAGCCAGAUGAUGAUGACGAUGACGAUGAGGAGGCAGGUGUAAUGACAGAUGAAGAGGUAGUAGAUGAUGGAAAGGAAAGUGAUUUGAUUAGUGCACAGCAAGCUGAAAGUACCGGCGGCAUAGAGGAUAUAGCUGUAGGUUUGUCAUCCAUAUCAUUGACAACCGGAAAUUCUCAACUUAAUUUACCUUCUGUCUCUUCGGUAUUGCAAAACGUAUUGGAGGAUUUGUCAGAAACUACGAAUAACUCGCUAGUAAGCCAGAAGCGUAAAGAAGCGGCAAAUGUUCAAAAUACGGAAUUUGCCGCACAGGGUUCCGAUGAUUUUCAAAAAACUGAAUCUGCAGUUCAAGAAGCUGAUAACAAAAAUGAAAACAAGCAAAUCGAAUGUGAUGUUCCGCCACCUAAACCGCAACCAAUAAAAGCGCUGCAGCAACCUAUUACCUUUGGUUCAACCAUGGACGAAAUCUCCGAUACAGAACUGGAUAGCAUGUUACAGGAGAUGGACAUCGAUGAUGUCAGCGACGGUGAUGCUGUGCCUAAGCUAAAUGCUUCAACUGAUUGCAACUCGUCUUCUCAGGCUCAGCCAACAACUAUGAUUACAGAAGCGGUCGAAAAUGUGGAGGCAUUAACCCCAGCAAUGUCAACAACGAAAACUGACGAAACAAGUCACGAAUCUGAAAUCAAUGUUGCUGGUAAAACCAGCAUAAUAGGGAAUAAUGGUGCUGAGGUGGCUGUGGGAUGUGCCAGUAGUGAUUGUCUUAACGCGGACAGUUUUUCACAGGCAUCAACUGUUGAGUUUUCUGAAUUACGCGCGCAUUCUAUAGCUGCAGGGCAAGUUGAUGCAAGUAUGGCGCCAUCAUCCAAUUCCGUUGCAUCGUCGUACACUGGUUCCGAGUGUUCCUUAGAGGGAGGCGUUAUUGGCGGCGAACGAAUCAGUGACGAAGAAGUUACAACAGCUACUGUGGAUUAUAUAGUUAAAACAUCUGUGGAAACGACAGACGAUGAAAGUGGCAGCACAGAUGAGAGUGCUUACGGCGAAGGUACUGUCCAACGACCACAGCGUCCAACUUCACUUAAUUUGCCUAUAAUGCAAUCAAACUUAUAUGAGAAUGCGGGGCAAACGCCACCGGGAACACAAACAACGCAAAAUACAACGCUGCACAUAGACAAUACUAAUCAGAAUGCACUAAACAUCAGGGAUAUGAAUUCAACACCAAUCGCUUCCCCAGAAGAUGAAAUCGGGGCCAUUAACGAAGUUGCCGAGGCCACAGGUUAUAGUGAUCCAUACGCGAAUCUCGGUAAAGUGCCUCCAAUUUGGGUGCCGGAUAAUAUGGCCUCAGGUUGCAUGCAGUGUCACGCCAAAUUCACCAUGAUUAAACGGCGACACCACUGUCGUGCUUGUGGCAAAGUACUUUGCUCCGUUUGCUGCUCCCAAAAAUUCAAGUUGGAGUUUCUCAGCAGCACCGCCGAAUCACGCGUUUGUUUGCAGUGCUUUCUUAUACUUACCCAAAGGCAACAGGGUGGCGGCGUUAUUGGUAGUGAGGUUAACCCUGGCGUCGACAAUGACGUUACGUCAACAGCAGCUAUAAAUACCAAUGUAACGUCUAGUCAAACAGAUGUUCAGGUGCGUUCACCCAAUCCGAAUAAUCCGAUGGAGUACUGUUCCACCAUACCACCAUACCGACAGGUGAAUGCACAGAACGUGCAGCCGCCAUCUGUCAUUGUGCCAGUGGGUGUGCUCAAAAAGGAAGGUAGCUAUUCUUCGAAUUCAUCGAACGGUGGCGGUGAUGGCGGCAAAAAGGGACGCAAGCGAAAAAGCGUUAUGUUCAGUGAUGGCAUAGCACCCGGCAGCGACUUGGCUAGCAUGGAACAUCAGUGGGCAGAUGCUAAACAUGCGCGUCGUGGCGCUCAUCAGCAGGGUGAUAAAUCAAGAAGCAGCAGCGGCGCAGUAAAUAAACCACCCACACCUGUGCGCACGCAACCCAGCAACAGUGAUGCAACAACAAUUGGUUUAGUGGCAUCAUUGUUUCGCGGCUCCAUACCACCAAUGGCUGCGGCAGCAACAAUGGCAGCUGUGCAAGACGACGAUAAAGAAUCAACGAAAUCAGUAACAAAUAAAACGAAAACCUCCAGUAACAACAGUAAGGUAGCUGAGGCGACUGCAGUUUCACGACCUAAACGUUUGCCACCUUCCGGCAGCGAUGAAAAUGGCUGCUUCAUUCCACCGGGAGACAACAACACUUUGCCACCAAUUUAUGUGCGCAAAGACGAAAGCAACUGUGAUUUCGACUUCAAGGAAGUGCAGAACAAUCCGGAGCUUGUGACACGGCUGCGUAAUGAAACGCUGAGAUUUGCAUUGGAAAAGAACUUCUUUGUAGACGUGAAAAUAUUAAAUCUCAAAUGUUGCAUGAACCGCACCGUCAUCAAUUUCACCACAUGUGGUAUGCACCAUGUCGGCAAUGAUGAGCUCAUUAUUCUAUUGGAAUUCGAAGCGCAAACGUCUAAUUCGGUGAACAGUAAAGACGCUACUGCGGCGCCAUUACCAAAGGACAUCUUCAUUCAUCUAUAUGAGAUCUAUCGUGAUGCCGAGCUAGGCAAUCCCAUCGCCGAGCUGUCAUAUACCAGCCCCAGAGCGAGUAAUUUUCUGGGAACGCGUGACUAUGGUGGCUUCAUCUUCAUACGCGCCACAUUUCAGUGUUUGCAAGAUGUAUUAGUGCCGGAGCAGCCCUUCCUGAUCGGCAUACUCAUACAUCGGUAUGAAGUGCCUUGGGCCAAGGUGUUUCCAUUACGCUUAAUGUUGCGAUUGGGCGCGCAAUAUCGCUACUAUCCCUGCCCGCACAUCUCCAUACGUAAUCGAGAAUCGGUUUAUGCCGAAAUAGCCCAGACUAUAAUCAAUUUCCUAGCGGACUUCCGCAAUUAUUCAUACACAUUGCCUUGCAUUAAGGGCAUGUACAUACAUAUGGAGGAUAGACAGACGACGGUAAUGAUACCACGCAAUAGACAGGAGGACGUCAUUAAGGCAAUUAAAAAUGCCAGCGAUCAUAUAUUAGCGUUCGGUGGCAAUUUCUCAAAAACUGCGGACGGACAUCUGGUGUGCAUGCAAAACGUUAAUGACAUGGGCACCGAAAUGUAUGCAUAUUCAACACAAGCCAUCAACAUACAAGGGCAGCCACGCAAAGUCACUGGCGCUAGUUUCUUCGUGCUGAACGAGUCGCUAAAAAGUACGAGCGGCCUCUCCGGCAAAUGUAGCAUUGUCGAAGAUGGUUUGAUGGUGCAAAUAUUGCCCAGUAAAAUGGAGGAAAUACGAAAUUCGCUACAAAAUCAAAAGGAUGUGGAAAUAAUAUGCGGUCCGGUGGACGCCGAUGACCAGCAAACCGAGGUUGUGAGCAUCAAAUGGGUGGAGAACGAUACGGACUUUAAUGUUGGCGUCAAAUCACCCAUUGAUGAGAAAUCAAUGGAGGGCAUUUCCAGUAUGCGUGUGCACGAUAGCUUUAACUAUGCGAACGCUAACUACGCUAUACGGCUGACAGAUAUUUACAUACUUAAAUACGACGAGUGGUACACGUCUGCGCAGUCUGCCUUGGCAGCCACUUCUAUGGACAUCACGCGUAUGGCUGGACAGAUAGCGCGCAGUGCAUGCGUGGCUUUGGUGCCGUUUCUUGAUCUGCUCGUCGCAAGUGGCAGCCGCAAGUUGGCUUUGCGUGCAACACUUCAUCAGGAGAAUGUCUGCUAUGAGGCUGGCACACGCGGCAACAAGCUCCCUCCGCUUUAUAUGAACGCUUUGGACGACAAUUUAAUACCGACAUUGCAUGGCGAAUCGUCCGGCAUUGAGGAUGCAAUAAUCUUAGAGUUAGUUUUUUACAUUUUAAACUGUUAGUCUAUUCUAUGCUAAGCGGUGUAUUUGAUAAGUGCGACAGUAUUGCAAACAGUGGACAGGAGCGCAAUCUUACGCUGUAUUACUAUAAACUGAAUUAUAAAGUUAGCGUUAAAGCUUGAAAAAGCAUAACAACCAUAAAUUAGUGAGAUUGGAAAUUAGGCCAAAACAACGUUAUUACUUUACUCCAAACUAUGGCUUAGCUACAUAUGUGCAAACAAUAUACGACUGGCAACUAACGAUAAAAAAUACGAGUAUUGGCAAUAUUAUGGAAUGUAGUUAAACAAAUAUUAUCUUUUGAACAGAGCUGCGACAUUUUAAUGUUGGGUUUGACAUAUAUUAUGAGUUCAUUUUUAUAAAUAAGGCUGCUUUUAAAGCUAAAUUUGUUGGUAUAGGGCGUCACACAUACACAUGUAUGUACAUAUAUAUAUAUGAAAUAUACGUAGUUAAGCUGAUUAUAGAUCUUUUCUGUGUAAUUUGUUUUAGUGUAAAGUAUAUAACAUGUAACUAAACGAAUUUUAUCUUCAUUUUAUUUGAAAUUUUAAUUUCUUCACGACAAAAUUUUACGAGAAAUAAAGUACCUAUCUUAUUAGCAACUAUAUAAACAAACUAUAUUAGUAUGAAAACAAA